Messenger RNA from Zychaea mexicana, 270 nucleotides. RefSeq lists its product as uncharacterized. The record is from RefSeq and is a predicted model, not a curated record. The annotation marks the transcript as partial. Lineage: Eukaryota; Fungi; Mucoromycota; Mucoromycetes; Mucorales; Lichtheimiaceae. The transcript has 3 exons.
AUGGAUCUCUCUUGGUGCAUUAUCUGUGACAAUCGUAUUGAUUCAAACUUGAAUGAGUCGGAUCUGUAUUGUUCAGAUGCUUGCAAAGUGAAAGAUUCUUCUAUGGCACUGUUUGGUCAGAGCCCACCCAAACAACGUACUAUCAAGAACACCUUGACCUUGCUGCGCAACAGACAGCAACGACCGACUGCGCCGUCAACGUCGUACCCGUGGAUCCCGCUGUAUCGCCGACGUCCGAUCAUUUCGAGACGCCCCGCUGUUGCAGCAAGU